Molecule: messenger RNA, 438 nt
Organism: Suhomyces tanzawaensis NRRL Y-17324
Lineage: Eukaryota; Fungi; Ascomycota; Pichiomycetes; Serinales; Debaryomycetaceae
Exons: 1
Source: RefSeq, a predicted model, not a curated record
GAAGGCUAUUUCUAUGCCAAUGGUUACUAUUUUGCUGGAACUGGCGAAGAGGGAUAUAUUGGACCACAACCUCGUCCGGAUGGUAAGACAAAUCACCUUGCUUUCAGUACAUUUGGAAAGGGCGCGUGGACAGAUCAUCCUAAUUGCGGAGGAGGUGCUGAUUCAAGCUCAUUUGGCGUGAGCUGUGCCAUUGACUGGCCCUGGGAAUACGGUAAAAACUACACCAAUGAAAUUUUACGCACUGCCCACAAUGAAACAGAUGGUAGCAACAAGUGGACCGGUUCCUUGAUUGACGAUGAGACUGGUGAGAGAAUAAUUAUUGGUGAAUACUGGACUCCACAAAAUUUUUCGUUGCUUGAUACAGGAGGGUAUACUUUUGAUGAGUGGUAUUUGUGGCAAUAUCCAUUUCCCAAUAAUGCCAAGUGCAUACCUUACUCC